GACCAAUCAUACAAAAAAAAAAAAGUUCAAUCAAGCCAAAUUCAUAUUAAUAUAAGCAAGAACAGCGAGAGAAGAUAUAGAUUCAAGUUGAGGGAAGGAUAAAAAAAAGAGGUGUAUUUUUGGACACCAUAAUCACUUCCCAAUUUAAUUAUAUAGUAUUUUUCAUCAUUCUAAUGGAACAAGAGUACUCCUCUUCAUUUCUCUCAACAAAGAGAUAUGCUGUUGUUACAGGUGGAAACAAGGGGAUCGGGUUUGAAAUAUGCAGACAAUUAGCUUCAAAUGGCAUCAAGGUCGUGUUAACUGCCAGAGAUGAAAAGAGGGGUGUUGAAGCUGUUGAGAAACUGAUCAAAGAAUCAAAUUUCACUAGUGAAGACAACGUCGUUUUUCACAGGCUUGAUGUCGUUGACCCUCACACCAUUGCUUCUUUGGCAGAUUACAUCAAAUCCCACUUCGGGAAGCUUGACAUUUUGAUAAAUAAUGCAGGAAUUGCUGGGGGUACACUUGAUUCUUAUGGUUAUGCACAAGCCACUGAGCUUGCUGGUGGUAAUUGGCCAGAGAACGGCAAUUGGAAUGAGAUAAUGACCCAGAACUAUGAAUCGGCUGAAGAAUGCCUGAAAACAAAUUAUUAUGGAGCCAAAGCAACGAUUGAAGCACUUGUUCCACUCCUCCAAUUGUCUGAUUCACCAAGAAUCGUCAAUGUCUCAUCCUCUCUCGGUCUCUUACAAUACAUACCGAAUGAAUGGGCCAAAAACAUGCUGAGCGAUGUUGAUAAGCUAAGAGAAGAGCGAAUAGAUGAGGUAGUGAGUGAGUUUCUGAAUGAUUUCAAACAAGGUAAGUUAGAAGCCAAGAAAUGGCCUACAGAGAUUUCGGGGUACAAAGUUUCGAAAGCUUCGCUGAACGCGUACACAAGGAUUUUGGCGAAGAAAUACCCUCAAAUGUGCGUUAACUGUGUGUGCCCUGGCUAUGUCAAAACUGAUAUCACUUGCAAUACUGGGCAGUUGGUUGCUGCCGAAGGUGCUGAAAGUCCCGUGAUGCUAGCCUUGUUGCCCCUCGCCAAGCCUUCCGGCUUCUUCUUCUCCAGGAAGCAACUCUCCCCUUUCAGAAGAAAACUUACAUUUUUAUUACAAACCCAAGUUUCAUCAACAAUGUCUGGAGCUUCAGAAAGAUAUGCAAUUGUAACAGGGGCAAAUAAGGGGAUUGGACUAGAGAUAGUGAGACAAUUGGCCUUGAAUGGAGUCAAUGUGGUCUUAACAGCAAGAGAUGAGAAAAGGGGUCUUGAAGCUUUGGAGAAACUCAAAGAGAAAGAGAAAAACCUCUCUCACAAAGUGCUGUUUCACCAGCUCGACGUGGCUGAUCCAGCUAGCAUUGUUGCUAUGGUUGAUUUCAUUAAAACACAUUUCGGCAAACUUGAUAUUUUGGUGAACAAUGCUGGCGUUGGUGGAACAGAAGAAGACAUGCAUGCAAUUGUAGCUUCUUUAAAUGCUAAGACCCCAAAGGAAGGUGAUAUUAAGAAAACUACUCAAACUUAUGAGUCAGCCAAAGAAUGCAUGCAAAUAAACUAUUAUGGUGCUAAAAAAACUGCUGAAGAGCUUAUUCCCCUUCUCCAGUUAUCUGAUUCACCACGAAUUGUUAAUGUUUCUUCUACCAUGGGAAAGCUACAGAAUAUAUCAAAUGACUGGGCUAAAGGUGUUCUUAGUGAUGCUGAGAGUCUCACAGAAGAUAAAAUUGAUGAAGUGAUAAGAGAGUUUCUGAAAGAUUUCAAAGAAGGUUCAUUGGAAACCAAAGGCUGGCCUAGUUUUUUGUCCCCAUAUACUGUCUCAAAAGCAGCCCUUAAUGCCUUCACAAGGGUACUAGCAAAGAAGUACCCCAACUUUAUCAUCAACUGUGUAUGCCCUGGAUUUGUGAAGACAGAGAUAAACUUCAACACCGGUAUUUUACAGCCUGAAGAAGGCGCUGCGAGUCCAGUAAGGUUAGCAUUGCUUCCAAAUGAUGCACCUUCAGGCCUCUUCUUUGAUCGGUCACAGGUUUCGUCUUUUUGAUUGGAGACACUAAAAACAAUGAAAAACAGUGGAACUUUGAUUAUGCUUAUCUAGUUUACUAUUAAUUAGUAAUCAUUGUAUUCUCUAUGUUUAGUUGUAUGUAAAAGAGAACAACAAUUCAAAUGUUUUAUUACAUGUUUCAUUAGAUGUAAUGAGCUUGCAACAGAUUGAUGUUGGAACUUUGCUACAAAUUAAAUUUUAUAUGAGAUAUUAUAAUCAUAUAGCAGAUCAAA
This is a messenger RNA of Cannabis sativa, 2272 nucleotides long. RefSeq lists its product as uncharacterized. The record is from RefSeq and is a predicted model, not a curated record. Gene Ontology annotation, cellular component: membrane. The transcript is spliced from 10 exons. Bases 174 to 2039 code for a protein of 621 amino acids. Gene Ontology annotation, molecular function: oxidoreductase activity, acting on the CH-OH group of donors, NAD or NADP as acceptor. NCBI's taxonomy places the organism in Eukaryota, Viridiplantae, Streptophyta, Magnoliopsida, Rosales, Cannabaceae.